AAAUUUGCUGAUUUUGCCGAAAAUGAAGCCCUUUUUAUUCGUAAUUUUGAUGCUUUUUUGCAUCUCGAGCACAAUCGGGGACAAACCGCACAAGAAAUAUUCCAAAGAUGCCAAUAAACGGGACUCUUCUGAGGAGAGAGACGACAAAUUCGUGCGAGAUAUUGAAGAACCAAACUUCAGAACUCUUCGAACUCCCUUCCGAAUGGCAAAAUUGAAUCUUGUUUGGUCAAAAGCGCAACAUCGUUUAACGGAGCCAAAAUUGCGAUCUCUCUUCACCGAAUUAAAGAUUCAGGACAAAGAAGAGCUCGCUUGGAAACAAUUAAACUCGCAACACAAAGACAAAGACGGAUUAAAGGAAGCAGAAUUAAGGAAAAAGUUAGUUGGCAUCAUGUCGACUUACGAUUUGCUCGAACAUUUCGACGAAACGCAAGAUCCCGAAAAGGUAAAGCAUCACAAAGCCUUUUCGGGACCCGUUGACGACAAAUACAAGAACAAAAGUUUGUUCAAAGACAAAAAACUGAACAAAUUAUGGGAAAAAGCGGAAGUUUCGGGAUUUUCGCCGCAAGAAUUGGCCGCUUUGAAGGAAGAAUUCGAACAUCAUCAGCAAAAAAUCGAUUUAUAUUACGAACUUUUGGAUAAAGUUGGCGACGGACAUCCGCCAGCAGCUUCAGACCCGCAUCCCGAAAACAUGGUGAACGACGACGAGCACGAAACAUUCAACGAAAUCAACUUUAAUCUCGAAACAAAUGAAAUUGAAAAAACCCCGAAGAAAGAUCAUUCGCACAAAGUCAACCAAUUACGGGAGAAACAUCGCGAAUUAAAGGACGGUUACGAUCGUUUAGAACGUGUCGCCAGCAAAGGACCCAACAGCGAAGAUUUCGUCGAACCCAAAAUUCAAGGAUUAUGGCGCGUGGCAUUGGCAAGUAAUUUUACUGCUGACGAACUCGCAUCGUUGAAAAUUGAAUUGUUGCAUUACGAAUCGAGACUUUUGAAAUUGAGACAUAUGCACGCUGAACAUGCACUCGUACAAGAAAAACAAAAAGUUGCCAAAUCCGGCGAUAAAGUAGAUCAGCUGAACCAUUUGGAGGAAACUAUCAAGAAACAAACACGCAAAGUCGAGAAAAUUGCAGCUGAGGUAGAGAAAAAAGUGUUUCAACAUACGGAAUUGUAGAAAAAAUUUAAAAAAAUUUAAAAAAAAAUUUAAAAGUCUUCCUGAAAAAGGCAACUAAUGAUAUUCCUAAAGUGUCGUAUUAAUUAAUUCGUCGUCGUUUGUAGAUAAAUUUAAUAGAUAAAACUAGAUUUUUAUAAUUGUUAACAAUUUUUUUAAGCAUUUAUGGCAAUAAUUAGAGUCUCAAGCGUACUAACAUA
This is a messenger RNA of Culicoides brevitarsis, 1368 nucleotides long. RefSeq names its product alpha-2-macroglobulin receptor-associated protein. Gene Ontology annotation, molecular function: low-density lipoprotein particle receptor binding; heparin binding; receptor antagonist activity. The transcript is spliced from 2 exons. Gene Ontology annotation, biological process: regulation of receptor-mediated endocytosis. Gene Ontology annotation, cellular component: endoplasmic reticulum; endomembrane system. The record is from RefSeq and is a predicted model, not a curated record. Bases 23 to 1171 code for a protein of 382 amino acids. NCBI's taxonomy places the organism in Eukaryota, Metazoa, Arthropoda, Insecta, Diptera, Ceratopogonidae.